AUGAAGGUGGAAGAUCAGUCUAGUCCCAAGGACGAGGAUAUUCUCAGCCAAACGCAAGAUCCACUGGAAAGAAGGAGAUUGCAGAACCGCCUUUCUCAAAGGAAUCACCGUAAGAUAUUCCGAAAAGAGAAGAUAGGUUUGGAAUUGACAGAACUAGGUCGUAAGAUCAGAGAACGCAUUGCUAAGCUUCAAGAGCGCGUCAUCGCCAACGAACUCAGAGCGGCAGCUGCUCUCAAUGGAUGGGAUCAGGCGUAUAAUCCAUCGCUCUUUCCAAGGCCUCACUCCACUUCCUCGGAAAAUGAGCUCGGGUUUACCUCGCGAGAUGUCUCGCCUUUAAUCCCAGACCAACGUACUUCAUUCAUGCCGUCAUAUCCUUUCUUCGCGCACUCGUGGCCAAACGACUUCAAUACAUUCCCACCAAAUGAAUAUCCUGGUGACCUAUCCCAAUUCACUGGAGUCAGUGAAGCAAGUCCAAUAUCUCCUACCACAAGCGCCCCAGCACAACUAAACCACAGCAUGUCACCGCCAACUUCUAGUCUUAGCGAGACAUACCGGGAAAUGAUGGACACACCGGAGACUUUGAUAGACUCCUUGUCUACAUCAGCGCCCAAUCAGCCGCUGUACUACGUUGCGACUGGUCAGUACUCCAGCCACAUGACAGAAGCUGCAUUGCCUCAAAUAAUUCAGGUCAUCAAUGCCAUGUCUCCCGAAUACAAAGUGAUUGUGCUGGUUCCUCCAGAGUCUCCGGCAUCGGCUGCUAUGCCUUCGUUCCCUUCGCCUCUCUCUCUCUACGGUGCUAGUACUGGCGCUGGUCAUAAUGGGUUGGAUCAUGGUCCUGCAACACAGCAGCCCAACUCACAAAACAUGGGUUGUCCGUGUUAUCCUCAUAAUACCCACACUGCGCCUGCUGCGCAAUCUGCUUCAAGGCCGUGGAUGGGCGGUGGCUCAUAUGCACAAACUUGUACUUUGCACAAGACGGCAAAUCCAGUCCCUCCAAGGGGGGCGUUUCCGGUUAGGAUGCUAUGA
Messenger RNA from Penicillium robsamsonii, 1026 nucleotides. RefSeq names its product transcription factor xanC (gene xanC). NCBI's taxonomy places the organism in Eukaryota, Fungi, Ascomycota, Eurotiomycetes, Eurotiales, Aspergillaceae. The record is from RefSeq and is a predicted model, not a curated record. The transcript has 2 exons. The coding region runs from base 1 to 1026 and encodes 341 amino acids.